Menidia menidia (Atlantic silverside) is the source of this 1870-nucleotide messenger RNA. The record is from the annotation of a GenBank genome assembly. Lineage: Eukaryota; Metazoa; Chordata; Actinopteri; Atheriniformes; Atherinopsidae.
AUGGCCAGCCAAUGGGAAGCUUUGUUCUUGAUGGUCAGCAGCACAUGGGCCUUUGCCCUGGAGCGUAACAAGACUAAACACCAUAACAAGACUCAAUCAGACUAUGCUUGGAUGACAAAAAGGAUAAGAACAGCUGUUGGAACUACGAUGAACAUUCAGUCUGUAAUCAACAAAGAGGUCUUUAUCCCUCAUGAUGAACGGAUGCUGGUUGCAGUGGAGGUGCAGAGGAGGAAAAGGAAGAGGAUGUCUUUCCUGCCUGCACGCUCCAAAGAGGAAUAUACCACAUUCAUCUGUGUGUCCGUGACCAACAGCAGACCACAUCAGCUUUUGAUUACAAAGGUCAAGCAGUUUGGUGGCUCCCCCUCCUUCACAAGAAGAUCCCAGUGGACUGUGGAGCAACUUAAACAGGUCAACGGUAUCAACCCCAACAAGGACAGUCCAGAGUUUGACCUGGUGUUUGACAAUGCUGUGGACCAGUGGAUGGCCACCUCAUCUGCGGAGAAGUGUCUGUUUGUCCAGAUCCUUUAUCAUGCAUGCCAGACUUACUGGGAAGCGAAACUGGGCAGUGUGAGGAAUCUUGGGAAGCCGGGAAUAUCAGGCCAACAGCGGAAAGCAAGUCUUUCUGCUCACACCGAUAUUAGAGGUAGUCCUAGUGAGACCUUAGCGACCAGAAGCCUGCAGACCAGAAGAAAGAGCGUUGCUCCUCCCAGACAGACUGAGUUCAUCAACUGUCAGUCCAAGCUUACCGGAGACGCCAGCACCAUGAAUCUGAUCAUCUACCGCUGCAAAGCCUUCUUGAAUCGCGUGAGGAAGGUGAUAGUUAAAAACCAAAGUCUUUCGCCACGUCAAGAAAAAGGUCUAAGUGGACAACGCGGCUCAGACAGAACGAUGGCAAACAUAGUUCACAGGAUCAACGUGAGUCUGGGGGAGCGUGGGGACAGACUGACCCGUGCCGAGGACAAGACGGUGAAGAUUAUGAGCAAGGCCCAACAGUUAGCCGACACAGCUCAUAAGUUGGCACUGAGGCAUUCGAAGUAGAGCCUGUUGGAGGAUCUGGAAGGCCUGUUCAGGAACACAGUAACGUGGAAACCCCCGGCAGAUUUGGCCCUGCUGAUGUUGAUGACUGCCUCUCAGAAGAUGAAUGGAGUGACUCUCAGGGCUCCAACUCUCACUAAACACCCGAAUUUUUCUGAGUUUCUUCUCAUAAAAUGCUGUCAUUAAUGUCCUUAUUAAGCUUUGAUGUUCUUGCAGCUCUGUAUCAGCGCGUUCAAGGUUUGCUUGUAAUGAAGGAGAAGGACAGUGAGAUAUAAAAGCCGAAAUGCUAUAUUUGCCUUGUAUUUGCAUUUGAAUGUUGUUGGAUUUAAACCACCCUAACAUUUAUUUUGAAGUUCCAGCCAAGCUUACUGUUGUUUAAAUGACCUGCUUCAAUUUUUUUUAUUCCUGCUAAAGGCAUGAGGCAGCAGUCCUACUCAGGGUCGGUGGGAUUUACCCUCAUGUGUAUUUAUGCAGUGUACACCGCAAUGUCUUUUGUGUUGUCUACUUUGUCUGUUUCAGUCUGUGGCACCAAUUUUUUUUUUUAAAUCUUUUUGUGCUGUUUUUCUGUGACUGUCACUCUGUCUUAACGUCUACGUCCUGCUGUGUCCAGAGGAUCUGAUUCAAUGUGGUUCAGACAAAUGUUGGACAUGGAGGGGUUUGUUUUUUGGACUGAAGCUUGUUUGUGUAAGGGCAACCCAUGUUGAUACUUACACAUUUGUUCUUCAUACGCAGAUAUUUUGUAAUUGCAUUUUAUAUGCAACUUUGAUGUUUUUCACUAUUAAUUGUUGCCUUUUUUUCUCUUACACCAAACUAAAUAAAAGUACACAAAGAUAUA